This is a messenger RNA of Lodderomyces margitis, 948 nucleotides long. It is a transcript of the gene ERV29, whose product is annotated as Erv29p. Gene Ontology annotation, cellular component: membrane; endoplasmic reticulum-Golgi intermediate compartment; endoplasmic reticulum. NCBI's taxonomy places the organism in Eukaryota, Fungi, Ascomycota, Pichiomycetes, Serinales, Debaryomycetaceae. The record is from RefSeq and is a predicted model, not a curated record. Bases 1 to 948 code for a protein of 315 amino acids. Gene Ontology annotation, biological process: Golgi organization. The transcript has a single exon.
AUGUCAUACCGUGGUCCGAAUCAGUUUCCCAAUCAAUUUAAUCAACAACAACCACAACAACCAAACAUCAACAUCCCUCCAAGACAACCCCAUACUAUUGGCCCCAUAACCAGUUCAAAAUCACCCUUGGAGCAAUUUGAACACUAUAGUAAAAAAAUUGAGGAUUUGAUUGAUGAAAAAUUCAAGCCAUUGAAACCAUAUGUGCCAGCUAUUGGAAGAGCCUUUUUAGUGGCUACUUUUUACGAAGAUACUUUGAGAAUUUUCUCUCAGUGGAAUGAACAGGUCUAUUAUUUGCACAAUUAUAGACACUACUGGAGAUGGUUUACUGUUGUGUUUUUGUUCAACAACAUGUUGGUCAUGACUAUUGCUUCGACAUUGGUGAUUGCUAGAAAAAAGAUCAAUAUUGCUACAGUUGCAUUGAUCUUUGUUGUUAUUGCUCAAGGUAUUGUUUAUGGAUUAUUGUUUGAUUCUCAGUUCAUUUUGAGAAAUUUGUCGGUUGUUGGUGGGUUGGUGUUGGCCUUUUCCGAUACUAUUAUUAGAGAUAAACGGUCAUUGAAUAUGCCCGGUUUGCCCAUGUUGAAUAAUCAAGAUAACAAGAAAUACUUUUUAUUGGCAGGGAGAAUAUUAUUGGUUCUUUUGUUUUUAGGAUUUGUAUUUUCGUCAGAAUGGUCCUUGGGUAGAGUCUUGAUCAUUAUUGUGGGUAUUGCUUCUUGUGCUUCAAUAAUUGUGGGUUACAAGACCAAGUUUGCUGCUGCUGUCAUGUUGGCCUUGUUGUUUGUGUACAAUGUGGUUACUAACCAAUUCUGGAGCUAUGGUGGACGUGAUGCUAGAAGAGAUUUCUUGAGAUAUGAAUUUUUCCAAGUGUUGUCCAUUGUUGGUGGAUUGUUGUUGGUGGUUAAUGCCGGUGCUGGAGAAUUUUCCAUUGAUGAAAAGAAGAAGAUCUACUAG